Thamnophis elegans (Western terrestrial garter snake) is the source of this 3313-nucleotide messenger RNA. RefSeq names its product acid phosphatase 2, lysosomal (gene ACP2). The coding region runs from base 70 to 1356 and encodes 428 amino acids. Gene Ontology annotation, molecular function: acid phosphatase activity. Gene Ontology annotation, cellular component: lysosome. The record is from RefSeq and is a predicted model, not a curated record. NCBI's taxonomy places the organism in Eukaryota, Metazoa, Chordata, Lepidosauria, Squamata, Natricidae. The transcript has 11 exons. Gene Ontology annotation, biological process: dephosphorylation; lysosome organization.
GGAGCAUGCUCACUUUUUCCCCAGGAACGAAGGUCGAGCAAGAAACAUCGAUGGUUGCCGAGAAAAGACAUGGGAGGCAGAGAAAGUCGCUGCAACUGGAGGGGGCUCCCCUUCACCUUUACCCUGGGCUUCCUCUUCGCGUUAGCCCCGCCGAUCGCCCAGAGCCGGACUCUCCGCUUCGUGACUUUGUUGUAUCGGCAUGGAGAUCGCUCCCCCGUGAAGACAUAUCCCCGAGAUCCCUACCAGGAAAGCGCCUGGCCCCAAGGAUUUGGACAGUUGUCUCAGGAAGGGAUGCAGCAACAGUGGGACCUCGGCCAAGCUCUUCGUAGGCGUUAUGAUGGAUUCCUGAAUGCGUCAUACGAAAGGCAAGAGAUCUUUGUUCGCAGUACAGAUUUUGAUCGAACCUUGAUGAGUGCUGAGGCAAAUCUGGCAGGCCUGUAUCCUCCAGAAGGGCAACAAGUGUUUAAUCCUAAUAUUACUUGGCAGCCUAUUCCUGUACACACUGUACCUGGCCACAUGGAGAAGCUGUUGCGGUUUCCAUUAUCUUCCUGUCCCCGUUAUGAACAGCUGCAAAAAGAGACCAAGCAGACGCCAGAGUAUAUAAAUAUGACCGUCCACAAUAUGGAAUUCUUGAAAAUGGUGGCAAACAUGACAGGAAUUCAGGAUGUUUCCCUUGAAUCUAUCUGGAGUGUGCAUGAUGCACUCUUUUGUGAGACAAUGCACAAAAUGCGUCUUCCAGCAUGGGUAACUCCUGUGGUGAUGGCCAAACUGAAGGAGUUAAAAGAUUUCAGUUUUAAUGUCCUUUUUGGCAUCUAUAGACGAGUGGAGAAAGCUCGCCUGCAGGGCGGAGUUCUUUUGUCUCAAAUAAGGAAGAAUCUUACCUUAGCUACAAAAGACUCAGCACCUCACCAUGUCAAAAUGCUUAUGUACUCAGCGCAUGACACCACUCUUGCAGCACUGCAGACAGCUCUGAAUGUUUAUAAUGGGAAGCAACCGCCCUAUGCUUCAUGUCAUAUAUUUGAACUGUACCAAGAAGAUGAUGGUAAUUUUACAGUGGAGAUGUUCUUUCGGAAUGAGAGUCAUAAGGAGCCUUAUGUAUUGCUGCUUCCCGACUGUAAACAGCGCUGUCCCCUGCAACAAUUCCUGCAACUUACAGAGCCGGUUAUUUCACAGGACUGGAAACAGGAAUGUCAGAUAAUAAGCACAUGGAACAACACAGAACUUAUUGUGACUUUGGCUGUCAGUGGAUCUCUCCUCUUCUUACUUAUUGUUCUGCUCAUGACAGUACUCAUCCGUGUGAAGUCCCAGCCUCUUGGCUAUAGCCAUAUCUCCAAUGAAGGAGAGGAACAGCCUUGACAAUUGCUUCAGCCCCUCCUGAGACAGCAAGAGGAAACAGAGCUGAUCUUUGGGACAAAUGGGGCCACAUUCAAUGACUAAACAUCUUACUGAUUUUGAUUUUUGAAGCACAAGAGUUGACAGUGGAGCUGCUGCAACUAGCAGAUGCAUUCUAUCUAGCACAGCAUAAUGCAGUUAGUUUCUAGGAGUAAAGUGCCAACAUGGUCUUAGAUUGCUAUUUCUCAGUGCAUGACUAGUUCAACAAGGUUAGGCUUUUCUUUCUCUGAACUCAAUAUCCUGUCUUAAUGGUAUAAAAAUGGUACAGGAAAGUGGCUCACUGCUCCUUAAAAAGCCUUCAGUCUAGUAGCUGCCACUUGUACCUGCCUUCUACACUGUGACAAUGGCAUGAUGCUAAACCAGCAAUAACCAAUCUAACGAGUAAUUCAGAAAAAAAUCAUGGUUUCUAUCGUAGAAAACAGCCAUAGGAAGAAAUCUUAAAUUUAUUCGACAUAAUGGGAUUCACUUCCAAGUCAACACACACAGAAUUGUGCAAUAGGUACUUUACUCAGUCUUUAGAUACUCAAAAGAUAGGACAAGUGAUAUUAGAGUCCUCCCUGCCCUCUGUAACAGAAAAGGGUUAAUCAAAUGUAGGCAUUCAAGCCAUUAUUUACAUACCUAUGAUACAUCAUGCUCAGUAUUCUGGACAAGAGGAACGUUAAAAGAACAUGUGCUUUAGGACACAUGCUUAAACAUUCAAAGGUCUUAUUCAAGUAUCUGUGGUAGAAAUAUUUAUGUCUCUGGUUUUACAUUCCUAAACUUCAUUUUGAAACAUGCUGCUGAAGUUAAAGACCAGAUAACUUUUAACUUAGCAGGUUCUAUUGUUAUGUAAUAUACAGGGUCAUAUAUAUUUGGGAGAUCAGCAGCUCCCAAAUCUUCCCUAGUGCCCAUUCCAUUCCACUGCUGCUGGUGCCACACAUUUUCUCUUGGCUCUUGCGUAAACCCUUUAACUUUUGCCCCGUUUUUUUUUUUUACUCUUUGACCUUCACUGAUUGCGCUUCACCUCAAAUUGUAUAUUCCUUCUUUACACAAUGCAAUGCAACAUAGAUGUCUUUCUUAUUCCACUCCAUGAAGAGAAAAUUACUACACGUACUACCUCAUCAAAAAUAUUUUAUAUGGCAUAUAAAAAUCACAAGCCUAUAAUUUCAAAUAUUCACAAGACAUAGCCAAUUUCUUAACUUUAAUCAAAAUAUUCGUUCACAUUUUAGAGAAAAUAGUACUUUCCUUAGAUCUGAAUUCUAUAGGAUCCGAAGUGCUCCUGAAGAUGUGCAAUGUAUUUCCUUCAUCCCUGAACAGUGGAAUCUGAAGAUAAGAAUCCAUAGUAUAAUUGCCACAUAGUCCAUAAAACCAGCACUUUUUAAAUUACCGCCUUUGGGGGAAAAAACCCAAACCACCAAUUUAUUGCUCCAAGUUUUCUAACAAGUUCCGUAAAAAUCCUCUUUUAUAUUUAUCUACAGGACAAUUUUCUACAUAGUCUUUUUUUAUCUUCAACUGAAGCAUAGCCCAUCAAUUUGUUUGCAAUAGCAGGACUAAAUGCUAAGAAGACAGCCCACCCCACUCUUAGAAAAAACCCAUUCUCUCUUUCCUUAAAACAGACUACUUAAAAAGAGCAAUACUGGUUACUUGCCGUAAUCAAAUCCAUCUAAGUAUACAAAAAUGCCAGGAAAUAUGAAGUAAAAAAUGUAAUGGUGUGUUUUGCUUUUUCCGGGCUGAAACUGCAAUCUCCAAGGAGAUACUGAAAAGUUCAACUCAUUACAAAACAUUUCACGUUACAUUUCCUCUAAAGCCACUACAUUAGUAUCCUGUUACUAAAGAGUACACAAGACAAUUGCCAAAACAAUUCCCAAUUCCAUUUGAAGUUGUCUUUCUUAUUUUUCUAUUGAAACUAAUUGUAUGAUACUGUAUGUCUCCUGCAGGGCAG